AUGUCGACAUUUCCUUGGAACAGUGAAGCGAUCAAGCUGGCCGAGUUGCCGCAGACGUUCGACAAGCUCGACAUGACGUCGGACAACCGAACGCGCGCGGCGGUGACCGACGCGGCCAUCAAAGUCAGCGCCCACCAUCAUGUUCAAAGCCCCGAGCUUGGAGUUUCAUAG
Aphanomyces astaci is the source of this 171-nucleotide messenger RNA. RefSeq lists its product as hypothetical. Lineage: Eukaryota; Oomycota; Saprolegniomycetes; Saprolegniales; Verrucalvaceae. Bases 1 to 171 code for a protein of 56 amino acids. The transcript has 2 exons. The record is from RefSeq and is a predicted model, not a curated record.